This is a messenger RNA of Lytechinus variegatus (green sea urchin), 1472 nucleotides long. Its product is annotated as trans-1,2-dihydrobenzene-1,2-diol dehydrogenase-like. The record is from RefSeq and is a predicted model, not a curated record. Bases 107 to 1129 code for a protein of 340 amino acids. NCBI's taxonomy places the organism in Eukaryota, Metazoa, Echinodermata, Echinoidea, Temnopleuroida, Toxopneustidae. Gene Ontology annotation, molecular function: nucleotide binding. The transcript is spliced from 7 exons.
CGCAACAAGUUCACGGAGUGACCUCGACAGUCGAUAGCCGUCAGAACAUACAGCGUGUCAGCGUCUUGAUACAUGCCGACAUAACCGGAACCUUUCUCACAAAAUAAUGUCGCCACUGCGAUGGGGUAUAUGUACGGGAGGGGAAAUAUCACACGACUUUGUUUCGAGUUUACAAGGUCACUCCGACAACCAUCCCGUCGUCGCUAUCGCAACUCGGUCAUUGGAAAGAUCGCAGAAGUUUGCGUCUAAAUUCAAGAUUCCAACAGCCUAUGGUAGCUAUGAAGAGCUCGCUCAGGAUCCAAAUAUAGAUAUAAUCUACAUCGGUGCUAUUAACACUGAACAUCCAAGGCUUUGUAAGCUAUUCCUUACACAUAAGAAGAAUGUAUUGUGUGAAAAACCCCUUGCACUCACUCUAAAAGAAACCCAAGAUGUCCUGAAGAUUGCUAAAGAAAGCGGUGUCUUCUUCAUGGAAGCCGUGUGGACCCGUUUUUUCCCAGUCAGUGCAAAGAUCCGGGAACUCGUUGCAUCCGGGCAACUUGGUGACGUCAAAUCAAUGCUAAUCAAUUUUGGACUUGACCUGCCUGAUAGAGAAAGAACUGUGAAAAGAGAAAUGGGUGGGGGCGCCCUCUAUGACAUGGGGAUCUACAUGGUACAACUGACGACCAUGGUCUUUGGGGUAGGACCGACUUCAACAAACACUCACGGAUUCCUCAAUGAAAACGGUGUAGAUGAGAUGUAUACGACAGUUAUGAAGUUCCCGAACAACGCCAUGGCAACACUUUCAUGCACAUACAAGGCUGAUUAUCCUAAUGAAGCAAUUAUUAUAGGAACCAAAGGCCGUCUCCGAAUUCCGGGACAUUUCUGGGCUCCAACUGAGCUGAUAUGGUCAAAGCCCAGUGGAGAGCUCAUCGAAACGUUUCAGUAUCCUACGCCAGAAUCUUCGGCGGAAUAUUCAUUGGGCCCAUUGUGGUCUGGUAUGCUUUAUGAAGCAGAUGCAGUAAAACAAGCUAUCGAAGAAGGUAAAAAGGAGCACACCCUCGUAAGUUGGAAGGAGACUGAGUUGAUUGCUACUUUGAUGGAGCAAGCCCGUCGAGAUCUGGGUAUCGUCUGGGUUCAUGAAGGCCACUAAAUAAUUGCUUUUCUUGCUUGAAAAAUGAGAAAAAAGUUGCAUGUGAUUAUAGAUAUCUAGGCGUAUGUAAGGGUGUGGUAGGGGUGGGGCAAAGGGACUCUUAUUCAUCUGUUUACUUUAAAGAACUUAAAAUAUGUUCAACUUGAGAAUGACACUCAUGAUUGGAUAUUGUUUGAUUUUUUUUCUAUUUCAAUGUAAGAAUCAAGAAAUAUUUGCAAUGGAGCCCAUUUCAGUGACAUUUACGAAAUAUCAGUUCUUUCAGGAAGUCCUAAAUUAAAAAGAAAAUCACUUGCAAGAUUUUGAAUGAGAACAAAACACAAUUCGUAAAAAAAAAUAUUCAAUA